GAAACAGGAGCCUCUGCAACCUUGGGGAAUUCAUUUGCGGUCGAUGUGGUGGAGCGUCUGGGCUUGAAAACUGUGUGGGACCCGAGUUCCUAUUGGAGCCAUUUUCUGGCCCAGGCCCUUCUGUGCCCCUGAGGGGAAGUCCACAGUGCCGGUGGAUCUGGGAGGCAUGUUCCAGAGCGCAGCAGCCAUCUCAGUGCACCUGCUGGGGCCACUCUCAGGAAAGAAGGCCAGAGGCUCAUUCGUCCGGUACUUGCACCAGACUUUCAUCAUGGCCAAACAGCUGCAGGCCCGAAGGCUGGAUGGGAUUGACCACAACCCCUGGGUGGAGUUUGUCAGACUGAGCAAUGAGUAUGACGUCGUGAACUUGGGUCAAGGUUUCCCUGACUUCUCCCCACCAGACUUUGCUCUGAAAGCCUUCCAGCAGGCCACCAGUGGGGACUUCAUGCUCAACCAGUACACCAUGGCCUUCGGUUACCCACCUCUGACAAAGAUCCUGGCAAGUUUCUUUGGCAAGCUGCUGGGACAGGAGUUGGAUCCACUCAAGAAUGUGCUGGUGACGGUGGGAGCCUAUGGGGCCCUGUUCACAGCCUUCCAGGCCCUGGUGGAUGAAGGAGAUGAGGUCAUCAUCAUAGAACCUGCUUUCGACUGUUAUGAGCCCAUGACACUGAUGGCUGGGGGUCGCCCUGUGUUUGUGUCCCUGAAGCCGAGCCCCACCACUGAUGGACAACUGGAUUCCAGAAGUGACUGGCAGCUGGACCCCACAGAACUGGCCAGCAAGUUUACAUCUCGUACCAAAGCCCUCAUCCUCAAUACACCCAACAACCCCCUGGGAAAGGUAUUCACCAAGAUGGAGCUGGAGCUGUUGGCCAGUCUGUGCCAGCAGCAUGAUGUCGUGUGUAUCUCUGAUGAGGUCUACCAGUGGCUGGUCUACGACGGGCACCAGCAUGUCAGCAUCGCCAGCCUCCCUGGCAUGUGGGAACGGACCCUGACCAUCGGCAGCGGAGGCAAAACUUUUAGUGCCACUGGCUGGAAGGUGGGCUGGGUCCUGGGUCCAGAUCACAUCAUGAAGCACCUUCGGACUGUACACCAGAACUCUAUCUACCACUGUCCCACCCAGGGCCAGGCUGCAGUGGCCCAGUGCUUUGAGCGGGAGCAGGAGCACUUUGGCCAGCCUAGCAGCUACUUCAUGCAGCUGCCGCAGGCCAUGCAACUCAACCGCGACCACAUGAUCCACAGCCUACGGUCCACGGGCUUCAAGCCCGUGGUGCCCCAGGGCAGCUACUUCCUCAUCGUGGACAUCUCAGACCUCAAGAGCAAGAUGCCAGACCUUCCUGGUGCUGCGGAUGAGCCCUUUGACAGUCGCUUUGUCAAGUGGAUGAUCAAGAACAAGGGCCUGGUGGCCAUCCCCGUCUCCAUCUUCUUCAGCCGGCCCCAUCAGAAGGACUUCGACCACUAUAUCCGCUUCUGUUUUGUGAAGGACGAAGCCACCCUCCAGGCCAUGGACCAGAGGCUGCAGAAGUGGAAGGCAGAGAUGGGGCCCUGAGGCCGCCCUCAGCCCUGACCCUCAGGAGCACCACAUAUGAAGAUGCCUGUCUUCACACUGUAGCCACGCCCUUAUGGUGGAGGAUGGCAUGGAAGAACCUUGCCUGAGAAUCACUAUGUUCCCAGGGAAGAGUCCCCUUGUUGCGGGGUGGGGUUGCAGCAGUCCCGCAUCUCCUGGCUCAGGUGCUGAGGGCCCUCUCCUGCUCUUCCCUGCGGCACUUACAGGGUCUUGGGUCUUUCUAAUCUCCGACUUGGCUUGGUCAGCAAGGGCAGAGUAUCAGGCCCGAGUCCCAGCCUUGCCUUAGCCCGAGCGGAGGCUCAGGGCCACCUCCACCUUUUCUAUGGACCUGAGGGAAUUGCUUCUGACUUCAGUCUUUUUGCUCCAAAUAAAGUUUUAAGUUAUUGAAACCCUA
Messenger RNA from Jaculus jaculus (lesser Egyptian jerboa), 1955 nucleotides. RefSeq names its product kynurenine--oxoglutarate transaminase 1. Bases 167 to 1543 code for a protein of 458 amino acids. Gene Ontology annotation, cellular component: mitochondrion; cytoplasm. The record is from RefSeq and is a predicted model, not a curated record. Gene Ontology annotation, molecular function: L-kynurenine:2-oxoglutarate transaminase activity; pyridoxal phosphate binding. Lineage: Eukaryota; Metazoa; Chordata; Mammalia; Rodentia; Dipodidae. The transcript is spliced from 14 exons. Gene Ontology annotation, biological process: biosynthetic process.